AUGCCGCUCCCACCCUUUCCCCACGACGACGACGAGCAAGCAUUGGAUGAGAAGAUUACGGGGGCCGCCACCUUCAAGCGGCCCAAAGGACGCGGAGAGAGCUCUCAGGAAACUGAAAUGGAUGGAGCCCAACCCAGAUGUCCAUCCGUUGACGCGGAUGGAACUUAUGUCGAGGUUGAACAGCGGGACAUGGUGGAUGCAACUCCUUCUGCCGACGUCGCGCCCGCUGUGGCCCCCUCGUCUCCGGGAAACAAGGACGACAUCAUGGAGUCUGUCCAGGGUGUUCCCGCGACUGACCUCUCUACCCUGACCCCUCAGGCCCCCACUGCCCAGGAGAACCAGAACAUUGUCCGUCGUAAGCUGACUGGCUACGUCGGCUUCGCCAACCUCCCCAACCAGUGGCACCGCAAGAGCGUCCGCAAAGGCUUCAACUUCAAUGUCAUGGUUGUCGGUGAGUCGGGUCUGGGCAAGUCGACUCUCGUUAACACCCUCUUCAACACCUCCCUGUACCCCCCCAAGGAGCGCAAGGGCCCCAGCCUCGACAUCAUCCCCAAGACGGUCACCAUCCAGUCCAUCAGCGCCGACAUUGAGGAGGCUGGCGUCCGCCUCCGCCUCACUGUCGUUGACACUCCCGGAUUUGGUGACUUUGUUAACAACGACGAGUCGUGGCGCCCCAUCGUCGACAACAUUGAGCAGCGCUUCGAUGCCUACCUCGACGCCGAGAACAAGGUCAACCGCAUGAACAUUGUCGACAACCGUAUCCACGCUUGCGUCUUCUUCAUCCAGCCCACCGGCCACUCUCUGAAGCCCCUCGACAUUGAGGUCAUGCGUCGCCUCCACACCAAGGUCAACUUGAUCCCCGUCAUUGCCAAGUCUGACACUCUCACCGAUGAGGAAAUUUCCAGCUUCAAGUCGAGGAUCCUCUCCGAUAUCAAGUACCACGGCAUCCACAUCUUCGAGGGCCCCAGGUACGAGCUGGACGAUGAGGAGACGAUUGCCGAGAACAACGAGAUCAUGUCCAAGGUCCCCUUCGCCGUCGUCGGUGCCACCAACGAGCUCAAGACUCCUGACGGUCGCAAGGUCCGUGGCCGUGAGUACCCCUGGGGUAUCAUCGAGGUGGACAAUGAGGAGCACUGCGACUUUGUCAAACUCCGCCAGAUGCUCAUCCGCACCCACAUGGAGGAGCUCAAGGAGCACACCAACAACCUGCUGUACGAGAACUACCGUACCGACAAGCUCAUCGCUAUGGGCGUGUCGCAGGACCCCAGCGUCUUCAAGGAAGUCAACCCCGCCGUCAAGCAGGAAGAGGAGCGCGCUCUCCACGAGCAAAAGCUCGCCAAGAUGGAGGCCGAGAUGAAAAUGGUCUUCCAGCAGAAGGUGGCCGAGAAGGAGAGUAAGCUCAAGCAGUCCGAGGAGGAGCUGUACGCUCGUCACCGCGAGAUGAAGGAGCAGCUCGAGCGACAGCGUAUGGAGCUCGAGGACAAGAAGCAGCGCAUCGAGAGCGGAAGGCCGCUCGAGAAGGAGGGCAAGCGCAAGGGUUUCUCCCUCCGAUAA
Molecule: messenger RNA, 1554 nt
Organism: Geosmithia morbida
Lineage: Eukaryota; Fungi; Ascomycota; Sordariomycetes; Hypocreales; Bionectriaceae
Product: septin 7
Exons: 3
Coding region: 1-1554 (517 amino acids)
Biological process (GO): cytoskeleton-dependent cytokinesis
Cellular component (GO): microtubule cytoskeleton; cytosol; cell division site
Molecular function (GO): GTPase activity; GTP binding; molecular adaptor activity
Source: RefSeq, a predicted model, not a curated record